Ficedula albicollis (Collared flycatcher) is the source of this 1140-nucleotide messenger RNA. RefSeq names its product Ras-related associated with diabetes (gene RRAD). Gene Ontology annotation, cellular component: plasma membrane. Lineage: Eukaryota; Metazoa; Chordata; Aves; Passeriformes; Muscicapidae. The annotation marks the transcript as partial. Gene Ontology annotation, biological process: negative regulation of high voltage-gated calcium channel activity. Gene Ontology annotation, molecular function: calcium channel regulator activity; GTPase activity; GTP binding. The record is from RefSeq and is a predicted model, not a curated record. The transcript is spliced from 4 exons.
GGGGGCGCGGCGCAGCAGCACCUGCACCGCCGCAGCAUGCCCGUGGACGAGCGCGACCUGCGGGCGCUGCCGCCCGAGGAGCUGUCGGGCUUGGUGCGCUGCACCUCGUACAGCCCGGGCGGCCAGCACCGCCAGAGCUGGGCCUCCGACUCCUCCGACUCGGUCAUCUCGUCGGGCAGCGACUCGGACGGCAGCCUCUACAAGGUGAUGCUGCUGGGCGAGCACGGCGUGGGCAAGACCAGCCUGGCGCGCAUCUUCGGCGGCGUGGAGGACUGCGCGGACGCGGAGGAGGCUGGAAAUACGUACGACAGAUCGAUUGUAGUUGAUGGAGAAGAAGCGUCUGUCGUGGUGUUUGAUAUAUGGGAGCAGGAUGACAGCCAAUGGCUCCAGAACCACUGCAUGAAAAUGGGAGAUGCCUAUAUUAUUGUAUACUCAGUGACAGACAAAGUCAGUUUUGAAAAGGCUUCUGAGCUACGAAUCCAGCUGAGAAGAGCAAGGCAGACAGAGGACAUUCCUAUUAUCCUUGUGGGAAAUAAAAGCGACCUGGUCAGGUCCCGGGAGGUCUCAGUUGAUGAGGGCCGGGCCUGUGCCGUGGUGUUCGACUGCAAGUUCAUCGAGACCUCGGCCGCCCUGCACCACAACGUGCAGGAUCUCUUCGAGGGCAUCGUGCGGCAGAUCCGGCUGCGCAGGGACAGCAAGGAGGACAACGCGCGCAGGAUGGCCAACGCCAAGCGCAGGGAGAGCAUCAGCAAGAAGGCCAGGCGCUUCCUGGGCAGGAUCGUGGCCAAGAACAACAAGAAGAUGGCUUUCAAAGCGAAAUCCAAGUCCUGCCAUGACCUGUCUGUGCUAUAGGAGCUCUCGGCAGGGCAGGGGUCGCACGCGGGAUGCACGAGUGCAGAUGGUCCUGCUGGUGAUACCAGCCCUGACUCUCCCACUGAGACUCUCCUUAAUGCCUUAAGGUGCUCAAGCAAGGCUGGAAGUUACACUACAGUGCUUCAUUGAUAAGUGGUUUCAGUUUCAGUGUGUGCAAGUAAAUGAACUCACUUGAAGUAUGAGGCUUGACAUGCCCAUGUGUACGUAUGUUCUAUAUCUUCUUGUCUCGUGGAUGCCAGAGAUGCAAAGAUAAGAAAGGAUAACCAU